UGCAAUGGGUAUGAGAAGUGCUUCUCAAUUUACCCGAGAUUUCAUUCGGGAUUCAGGUGUUGUCUCACUUAUUGAAACCUUGCUCAAUUAUCCGUCCUCCCGAGUUAGGACAAGUUUUUUGGAAAAUAUGAUUCACAUGGCUCCACCUUAUCCAAAUUUAAACAUGAUCGAGACAUUCGUAUGUCAAGUGUGUGAGGAAACCCUUGCUCAUAGCGUGGGUUCCCCUGAGCAGCUGCUUGGAUUAAGGAUGCUUAGACACCUCACUUCAACUACUGACUAUCACACACUGGUUGCCAAUUAUGUGUCUGGGUUUCUCUCCUUAUUAACCACAGGCAACGCAAGAACCAAGUUUCACGUUCUGAAAAUGCUCUUGAAUUUGUCUGGAAAUGCUCUAGUGGCAAAAAAACUGUUCAGUGCCAAAGCUCUAUCAAUAUUUGUGGGUCUCUUUAACAUAGAAGAGACAAAUGAAAAUAUUCAAAUUGUUAUUAAAAUGUUUCAGAAUAUCAGUAAUAUUAUAAAAAAUGGAACAAUGGCUUUAAUUGAUGAUGAUUUCAGUCUUGAGCCACUUAUUUCUGCAUUCCAUGAAUUUGAGAAGUUAGCUAAGGAACUACAAGUCCAAAUAGACAAUCAAAAUGAUCCUGAGGUGGGACAACAAAGCUAAUAUGAUUAACCACCUGCCUCUCAUCAGCCUUAUGUUCCCAAAGAACCCUGAGUAGUGCUUUGGUCUUCACUGUCUGGUUUUAUGUGUAACAUAUUUUUAAUUCUGAUGUUAACUUUGUCCAAUUCUUGCUUUGAGCUGGAUUAUUUUGUGGAUGCCAAAUGAAUAUUAGAGCUGAAAACACAUUUGUUGAUAUUUGUCUUACUGUCCAGAUUGCAGUAUUUUUUCAGUAUUGAGCUUCCAAUGAAUUGAGUCACCUGUGUAAGCUACCCUGCUAUUUGUUGUUUAAACAUAUGGUUCUCUAUUCAAGUCUGUGUUUUCAAUAAAGUUCUAUGUGAAAAUUGGCAGAAGUGACAUUUCUUCAGUUUAAAAUACAGGUGCAGAUACAUUGCAUACUUAACAAACAUAGAUAAUGAGUAAUAU
Molecule: messenger RNA, 1081 nt
Organism: Ceratotherium simum simum (southern white rhinoceros)
Lineage: Eukaryota; Metazoa; Chordata; Mammalia; Perissodactyla; Rhinocerotidae
Source: RefSeq, a predicted model, not a curated record